GAGAUUAAAAUUAAAAUAAGUGUCUAUGAGUGAUAAUUUAUAUUUAAUUUAAUUAAUUUAAUUCCUAUAAUUGAGUGAUAUUUAAUUAUUUAGCAUGUCAAACGAUAUUUAUAAUUUUAAUGAGGAAGAUUUACUGAUGUCAACGGAUGAAGAGGAUUUUUUGUUGGGCGAUACGGAGCAAGAAAAUGGCAUCUACGAGGAAAGUAAAAUUCCAGGCUUCACUCAGAACCAACAACCGCGAACCAAUCCGGCUACCCGUCAAGAGAUUGAAGAAGCUUUAAACAAACAUUUGCAGAAUCAGCAAAAUUUGAAGAACCUGAGGAUUUCAUCCGUUGAAAACAUCAAUCUGCGCAAUCAUGGCAAUAAUUUUGGCGAUACUAGUUCUUCAAGUAAUGCUCAGGACAUUGACAGUCCAGUGGACCUCAGUAAAGUCAAUAGUUCAAGCAAUAACUCUGGCGAAAUAACUGAAGUUCAUAAUACACCUGAAUUCGGCGCUCAAGACACCUUUCAUAGUUUCAACAUUUCAGCUAACCCUCACGGCUUCGGCGUUCCAAGCAACUCUCACGGCUUCAGCGGUUCAAGCUACUCUCACGGCUUCGGCGUUCCAAGCAACUCUCACGGUUUCGGCGUUUCAAGCAACCCUUACGGCUUCGGCGUUUCAGGGGACUCUUACAGUUUUGGCGUUCUACCUAACCCUCACGGUUUCGGCGUUCCAAGCAACCUUUAUGGUUUCAGCGUUCCAGGCAACCCUCAUAGUUUCAGCGUUCCAAGCAACCUUUAUGGUUUCGGUCCAGGCCACUCACCUGGUUUCACUGCUCCAACCAAUAAUUAUGACAGUGUAAGGGGCGCUGUAAACUCUCAAAGUGUUGUUAGCGGAACAGACAACCCACCUAGUUUCACUGCUCCAAACAAUAAUUAUGACAGCGUAAAUGGCGCUGGCAGUCUCCAAACUAUUGACGGACCAGGAGAUUCUGAUAGUACCCCUACUUUAACAAAUAAUUCUACCAACAUAAGGGGCGCAGUCAACUCACAGAGUAUUGUUAGCGGACCAAGCAACUCACCCGGUGUCACUGCUCCAAGCAGUAACUCUGGCGGCAUAAAUGGCGCUGGGAGUUUCCCAACUGUUGACGGAUCAGGAAAUUCUGUCAGUACCCCUGUUUCCAGCAAUAAUUCUAACAGCGUAAGAGGCGCUGUAAGCUCGCAGAGUUAUAGUGGACCUGAACACCCACCUGGUUUCACAGCUCGAGGGAACAAACCGGUAAAACGGGGAAAGAAUUCCGGCCGACAAAAAAGGUUCCGGAAUAGAAUAUACCAACUUUAUCAAAAUUUUGACAAAAACACUAAAAAUUUACAACCGACUGUCAAUUACAACUCCGGUGGUGGGAACUUUUACUUUUAUAAUACAAAAUAAAUUUGAUUUCUAAUUAAUUCUAAAUUUGUUUGUAAUGUUCACUAUGUUGUUGAAAUAUAUAAAAAAUUAACUUA
Molecule: messenger RNA, 1485 nt
Organism: Cotesia glomerata
Lineage: Eukaryota; Metazoa; Arthropoda; Insecta; Hymenoptera; Braconidae
Product: protein rtoA-like
Exons: 3
Coding region: 95-1411 (438 amino acids)
Source: RefSeq, a predicted model, not a curated record